AUGGCCCACAUGUCACUCUUGUACCCCGUGGCUCGAGGGUCGCCUGGCGACAAGCAGUUUGACUAUGAGGCGCAUGAGUUUGUCGGCUACUCCAACAAGCGCACCCUCCCCUGCAAUGGAUACAACAAGGUCGGACACAUUACCAAGCUCAAGGCUGGUCAGAUCAUUAACACACGGUUUUGGGGCUCUGCGCUGAAGAAGAACUACAACAGCGAUCUGCCACAAAGGCCCAGAAGUGGUGGGAAGCAGAUAAACCAGGCGCGCCACGGUGGAGGGUUCUGCCAGUACUCGCUGAGCUACGACGGCGGCAAGACGUUCCAUCUGAUUGCCGAGUACAAAGAGUCGUGUCCGGAUUUCUACUACGAGUGGCCUGUCAAGAUCCCCGACAAUGUGCCGAGUUGUAAUGAGAGGGGCAAGUGUCUGUUUGUGUGGUCUUGGAUUGCGGUCAAUGUGCCCCAGUUCUAUAUCAGCUGCGCCGAUGUAGAGAUCGACGGUGUAAACAAUGGCAAGUGGUCCCAGAAGAAGGGGAUCCAGAUUGUCGACGCUCCUGGCUAUCCACAGAACGUUGUCAAACCUGGUGACGACGCCGGUAACAAGAUGGGGAAGGGACCUCAUCCGGAUGAUAUUGCGAGGAACCUCAAGGGCAGGUGGAACUAG
Linnemannia hyalina is the source of this 657-nucleotide messenger RNA. NCBI's taxonomy places the organism in Eukaryota, Fungi, Mortierellomycota, Mortierellomycetes, Mortierellales, Mortierellaceae. The record is from the annotation of a GenBank genome assembly.